Molecule: messenger RNA, 1929 nt
Organism: Aspergillus lentulus
Lineage: Eukaryota; Fungi; Ascomycota; Eurotiomycetes; Eurotiales; Aspergillaceae
Product: TFIIH subunit TFB1 family protein
Biological process (GO): DNA-templated transcription; nucleotide-excision repair
Cellular component (GO): transcription factor TFIIH core complex
Source: RefSeq, a predicted model, not a curated record
AUGGCACCUCCGAGCGGAUCGGCGGCAUACAAGAAGAAAGAUGGCACCCUGACCAUGUCUCAGGACGGCCAGUCCAUCUCGUGGAUUCCUGCGGCUGGCGGCGCUACCGGAAUGAUUACGAUUCCAGUUUCUCAGAUCACUAAUCUACAGCAAACCCCGGCUAGUAACCCCAAAGUGAUGCUCAAGAUCUUCGUUCUCCCUCCCAAUACACCGAAUGAUUCUCCAGAACAAUACGUCUUCUCCUUCACGGCCGGGGCCAACGCCCGUGCGGAAGCGAAUGCCAUCAAAGAUGCACUCAGCGCCGCCAUCCAGGCUGCCAAAACCGCGGCGAGUGCCACCCCGACUCCGACACCCGGUCGGACAGGAACCCCCGCCGGCGGGGAAGGGAUGUCAGCCGCCAUGGCGAUCGCGAGCGCGGUAUCCUCGGCCGGGCGGGCCCCAAAACCCUGGGACGACGACCAGCGGCUCAAGGCGGACGUGGAGCUGCAGCAGUCGCUGCUCAAGGUCGAUGCGAACCUGCAGCGCAUGUUUAUGGAAUCGCUGCACACCAAACCAGAUACCCUGUCCGCCUCGCAGUUCAUGUCGCAGUUCUGGUCGACGCGGCUGCACCUGCUGCGGGCGCACGCCAUCGAACGGUCGCAGACGCGCGGCUCGUACAACGUGCUCUCAUCGCUGAAGCCGCGGGUCGAGGACAACGUGACCAAGCUCAAUAUCAGCAAGGAGCAGAUCCAGCUCAUUUUCAGCCAGCAUCCGCUUGUGAAGAGGGUAUAUGAUGAGAAUGUGCCGAAGCUGAGCGAGCAGCAGUUCUGGUCGCGAUUCUUUCAGAGUCGGCUGUUCAAAAAACUGCGCGGCGAGCGCAUCUCCGAAAACGAUGCCACGGAUACCAUUCUCGACAAAUAUCUGCGCGAGGACGAGCAGGCGAAUCUCGAGCGGGAGGCGCACUUGCCGCACUUUUUGGAUCUGGCAGGGAAUGAGGUCAAUAACAGCCAGCGGCGCGGGAAUCGGCCGGAUCUGGACAUGCGGCCGUCUGGGGUGGACAAGGUGCCCAUCAUUCGGACGCUGAAUUCGCUGAGCGAGAAGAUUAUGGCGAAUGUGGCGCCGGUGGAUCGCGACCCGUCGGCGCCUGUCGGCAUUGACGAGGAGACGUACAAUGAGCUGCAGUUGCGGGACUUGCGCGGGGACGAUGAACAGAACAGGAUUCUACUGAAUAUCCGGGAUCAGAGUCGGUUUUUCUCGCAGGCCAAAGUAACCGAAGAUGAGCAGAGUCGGCUGUUUGCCAAGCAGGAUCCCGACCAGAUCCUCCGUGAUCUACGCGGCCAGAUCGACCGGGACCUGCCGACCGAUGGGACAGCGCCAUUGGGGAAGCUUGUGGAACCAGAAGAACUUGAAGAUGAGGACGAGCAGAAACAUGAUCAGCGGGUCGGGUCGCAGGCCAACUUGCAGCGCGCAUCGAAGCAGAUCCUUGACGCCAUCCGCGACCGGCGCAACCAGACGGAGGCGACAUCCGCGGGGGGAACGUACGGGUUGUCGACCAAUCUCUAUGAUCGGUUAACCCUGACACAUGCGACGACCACGGAGUUCCUUCAUCAAUUCUGGCAGGCUUUUCUGUCCGGAAAUCCCGACCGUGCGGCCGAGGUAGCGUCGCUUGUGGAAUCGCUGAACCGGGCCAUGGAACGCAUCCAAUCUGUCGCAAACGAUGCCGAGGCAGAACGCCAGGUGGAAGUAAACAGACUCAAGCAGCAUGCGCGCGAGGUGCUAGAGGCUACGGGCAAGAAGAUCCGCCUCAAUCUUGCCGGAGUUACAGGUGGAGAGAAGGCCGUCAAGCAGUUGCUGGGGCCCACCAUCCGAGCAUUGGAGACUGCUUUGGCCAAGUACAAUACGGCAUACACUGAAGAAAUGCAGCGAUUGCAAUCGCUGGAAAAUAGAUAA